Molecule: messenger RNA, 180 nt
Organism: Colletotrichum lupini
Lineage: Eukaryota; Fungi; Ascomycota; Sordariomycetes; Glomerellales; Glomerellaceae
Exons: 3
Coding region: 1-180 (59 amino acids)
Source: RefSeq, a predicted model, not a curated record
AUGCCUGCUCCACGCCCCAGGUACCGCAGGUCCGCAGCACAUCCCAACCUACACUACCCUGCCUACCCUACCGAGUCGAGCUGGGUUAGUCGAUGGGGUGCCUAUCAUUCCCUGGCAUCCCCAGCUUUUACCCCAGAAAGCAUCUCUCUCGAUCUCUCUGUCAUCGACAUCGAGGUUUGA